Gracilinanus agilis (Agile Gracile Mouse Opossum) is the source of this 618-nucleotide messenger RNA. RefSeq names its product transmembrane protein 271 (gene TMEM271). Bases 1 to 618 code for a protein of 205 amino acids. The transcript is spliced from 2 exons. The record is from RefSeq and is a predicted model, not a curated record. NCBI's taxonomy places the organism in Eukaryota, Metazoa, Chordata, Mammalia, Didelphimorphia, Didelphidae.
AUGGUCCUGUUCCAAAACGAACACCUCCUCGUUUGUAUCAAAAUAACUUUCCCUUCAAACAGGCGGUGCCACCUCAACCUCCUAGCGGGCCCCAAGAGGUCUCCCUGCUCCUGCUCCCACUUUGGUGCCAGCACCCAGGAGGGGAACUACAAGUCGUCGCAGGCGCGACGAGGACGGCGGGGCCGGCGGAGGGGCGGCCGGGGCGGGCGGCCCCGCGGCGGCCCCGGCUCCCGCCAACACGCGCCCGCGUCCCGGCAGCAGCGGCGGGGCCGGCGGGGCAAGCGGGGUGGGCGGCGGCUGCUGCAGCGGCCCAGCGAAGGCUCCCUCUUCUCCCCAGACGAGGCCGACCUCCCCUCCCCCGGCCGUAGCGGCGGCGGUUGCGGCGGCGGCUGCAGUGGCGGACCCUUUCCCGGGGCACGCCACGCUGUCUCCUACAUCAACGUGGGCGUCUUCCACGCGUUCGACGAAGCGGGCGUGGAGGUGCGCUGUGGGGGACAUCCCUCGGUGGAGCUGCCGGGCUAUUCGCCCUCGGACCCGGACCUCCAAGUCUCCUACCCUUAUUGCUGCCGGCCUCCCCAUGAGGACGUCUAUCCCCGGGACCCGGGCAGGGCCAGCUGA